UCCCCUCCUGGCUUCCUUCCUUCCCUCCUUCCUUCCUCCCUAACUGCCCUACUAGUGCAGACCCUCCCCUCUUCCGUGAUCACAAUGGAGUCCGUCCUGAAUCCGCUGCCACAGUUCCCAGAAAACUCCUAUAAAAUGACUGAGGAGGAUGUGAAGCGGCUGAUAGAGUUCAGGGCGUCCAAUGAGGCUCUGUUCACAGGGAAAAGAAACUCUGCCAAGAUAGCGUGGAGCACCAUCCUGAAAGGCCUGGGCCUCGAAGGCAAGCUGACAGCAGACCAGAUCGCCAAGAAAUGGGACAACCUGAGGACAAAAUACAAGGACCUGAAGCAGCCCUACCAGGGCCAGGACAGCAUUGGGGGUGUUGUGGAGUCGUGGCCCUGGUUCCACAUCAUGGAUGAAGCCAUGCAGGGUCGCCUCUACAACAGCAACCUGGUGCUGAGCCCAGAGACUGCCAGCCAUGCUGGCCACCGCUGCAGCAGCCAGCAGAACCAGAACCAGGAGAACACCGACAUCCUGGAGUUCCUCAUCAAAACGGAGAUGGAGGACACUGUGGCAGCAGAAACAGCAGAGGAUGAUGGGACGGUUCACACAGAAGCUCCUCCUGCUGAGGGAGUCCCUAUGGGCUGGAGGAGGAUGACCGAGUGCUCCUAUAAAAUGACUGAACCGGAAACAGAAAGAAUGAUCAAACUCCGAGCUGCCAACGAAGCGCUCUUCACGGGCAGGAAACAUUCGGCCAAACCGGCCUGGAGGGCCAUCCUGUACGAGUUGGGUCUUCAGGGGAAGCUGACCACAGAUCAGUUAGCAAAGAAGUGGGACAACCUGAAGAGGAGGUACAAGGAGCUGAAGUUUCCUGCUCGGGGCGUGGAGACAAACCCGAGCUCCUGGCCUUGGUUUUACCGAAUGAACGACGCCAUGGAGGGACGUUUCGCCGGCGCGGCCCCCAUCCUCACGCCUAUCGUGGAAGACGAAGACGAGGACUGCGAGCCGCUGUCGCCAACACCCAAGAAACGAGCCCGCCGGAGCCGAGGGGGGAUGACCGAGUUCUUGACAGAGUCUGAGAUGGACCUGCUGGUCGAUAACGAAGAGAAGAACGGAUCCACGGCUCUGGGAGAUCUGCACCGCAUGGCCGAGUUCACCUACAAAUUGACAGAGGAAGACACCAGGCGGCUCAUCGAGUUACGAGCUGCCAACGAGUCUCUGUUCACCGGCAGGAGGAACACCGCCAAGCCGGCCUGGAGGGGAAUAGUGAAGGAGAUGGGUCUGACGGGGAAGAUAACACCUGACCAGGUUGCCAAGAAGUGGGACAACCUGAAGACCAAGUUCAAGGACCUGAAGUUUCCUCCUCGGGGGAUGGAGGGCCAGACUAACCCGGCCUCCUGGCCUUGGUUCCAGCUGAUGAGCGACGCCCUGGAGGGACGCUUGGCGGGCAAAGCUCCCAGAGUGACACCCGUCUGGAGCAGCGAGGAAGACGGCGUCUUUGGCUCGUCUCCACCUGCUGACAGAGACUGUUUGAUGGCAGAGCGGAGCAGCGUGUCGGAGCUGGAGGGCAUAGUGGGCGGAGACAACGCAGACGCUGAUGGGAACGUCACCUACAUCGACGCCAGCGGAGAGGAGUGUUCGACGCCCUCGGACCUCUCAUAUAAAAUGACAGACCAGGACACCAGGAGGAUGAUUAAACUUCGAGCCGCUAACGAGACGUUGUUCACUGGGAGGAGAAACGCCGCCAAAGCUGCCUGGAAGGCCAUCCUGAAGGAGCUUGGGCUGCAGGGGAAAGUCUCCACCUACCAGAUGGCAAAGAAAUGGGACAAUCUGAAGAGGAGAUACAAGGACCUGAAGUAUCCUCCUGUUGGGAUGGAGAGCGUAGCAGACGGCUCCUCCUCCUGGCCGUGGUUUCACCUGAUGAACGAGGCCAUGGAAGGCCGCCUGGCGAGCAGCGCGCCCCUCCUCACUCCUGUCACUCAGGACGACGAGCAGCAACUUGACCCCGCCCCCAGACACCGGCCCCGCCCUGCCCCGCCCCCUCCCCCCUCGGCCUCGGCGGACUACAGGCCGGAGCCGUUCGGUGACGGCGCCGAGCAGAACCAGCGCAGCUCAGAGACGUGCGACGGUCCGCUGGGAGGACUGGAGAGGGAGUGGGAGAUGGUGGAGAGGGAGAGGGCGGCGCUGGAGCGAGAGAGGGAGAUGGUGGAGAGAGACAGGGCGUCCGUGGAGAGAGAAAGGGCGGCGGUGCAGGCGGAGAGGCUGUGGCUGGACAGGGAGAGGGCGGCGGUGGAGCGGGACAGAGCCAUGGUGGAGCAGGAGAGAGCGACGCUGAGCCGAGAGAGGGAGGUGCUGGACCAGAGAGCCUUAAUGCUGAACUCUGUUGGACACUCUGGACACCUCAACGCCCUCAUGUAGACGUCAGUGUAGAGACAUGCUGGUCUGUGGAGCAGGUCUGGAGACCGCAGAGGGGAGACCGCAGAGGGGAGCCUGCGACGCGGUGGCGAGCCUCGUUUGGAUGUAGACCCGUGGGCUGUCGGUCGAGUGGACCCGGCUGAGCGAAGUCCUGCAGACGUGCACCACCAGGGGGCGGAGGAGGGCCGCGCAAUUAAUAACAUAAUCAUCUCAACCGUGAUCUUUCCUGCCACGCCUGAUUUGGAUUUUUAAGAUACCGACUGACCGACAUCAGGCCAGUCGGACCAGUGGGUCUACUCGCCCACAGUCAGUUUCCACUUGCUCCUGUACAAACUCUUUUAUUUAUUAUCAAAUAACAACAACAACGACUGACGUUGAUUGUCAUGUUUAAUCUCAUGUGAGUUGCUCAGCUGGCGUUUCUCCCACGUCCUCUAACGCAACACAACCAAACUGCUGUUUCCAGGGUAACUGUAACAUUCGCUUGUGCUUCAGCUCAUUCACGUCUUUACCUGCCGCCAUUUUCUCACGAGUGGCUGGUCUGUACUGAGCAUGUGCGUCCUUAAUUCUCACCCUCAUUGUUGAGCCCUGAGAUGUUGUCAUGUUGUCCGAUUAUUCUGUGGAACAAACGCAGAGACUGUACAAACAUUCUGAUUGGUUACCGUCAUGAGUAACAGCCAAUCCGCUCUGAAUAAUCUGAAUCUGUGAAGUGACCACAAACUCCAUCACUAGUUCUUCUAAACUUUGACACUAAGAUCUCGGUCUGUGGGACCCUGAGCCAAUCAUUUCCUUUCCUCACUUCCUCUGAAAACACGCAGGCAGUCAGUUAGCAGACAUGAUGCUGAAGGUGGAGGCGAAAAACAACACAUCAGUAUUCAACCAAUCACACGUGGCCUUUGUUCUCCAACAGCUGACCUCACAGCGUCCUACAGCUCUGAACACACACACACAGCGAUGAGACGUGACGAGGCGUCCUGACGUUUCUCGGUAUCACUGUCUCAACGUGGACGCCCACUAAAGACUCGGCUUACCUGAGACAGCACACCUGUAAGGACUCCCCGACACACGAAUCGCUGGGCAGAGGCGAUCGACUGCCUGCACGGAUCUCGUAGCUCCAUUUCCUACUUCCGGUUUCCACUUUGUGCACAGCAUGUAGUGCAGCAUCAGAUCUGGUUCCAGUCAGACCAGUUUCAGUUUCACUCGGUUUCUGUUUUCUCUCAGUUUAACAUGUUCACACAAGAUGAAAAAUCUUGAUGAAUUAUUGUACCUUCGAAAAAGUAACUCACCUUUUGCUUGUGGUCAUAGUUGUGCAGCUCUUCCUGUUCCUCUUGACCCUGCAGGUGGACCCCAGUCACAUGGAGACCAGGAGGAGGUUUAAUGAGCUGGACACAAACAUGUAAACUCUGAACGUGGACUCAAGUGUUUCACGCAGAACCCAAAGACGUGUCCCAUUUUUGUAUUUAUUUACAAAGUCAUUGUUUGUAUUGUUUUUUUAUUGGAAAGUCGUGAUGGCAGGCAGAGCUGCUGUGGAGCCCCAGUUUGUUCCUCCUGAACGUCUGGACGGGAAGGUGUUUCCUCGUCACACAUCUCACAGAGACAAAAGCUUCUCUCGCUGCUCGGUUUGUACGACAUGAAACGAGAUUAAAAGGUUUCAGAUGAA
Messenger RNA from Scatophagus argus, 4051 nucleotides. RefSeq lists its product as uncharacterized. Lineage: Eukaryota; Metazoa; Chordata; Actinopteri; Scatophagidae. Bases 85 to 2397 code for a protein of 770 amino acids. The record is from RefSeq and is a predicted model, not a curated record. The transcript is spliced from 13 exons.